AUGGCCGACAACAACAACAACCAGGGCGAUGGCGUCCGCGGCCAGUUCUUCAGCACCAUUCCCGGCUUCACCGACAUCCAGCUCGACAUCGUCGGUUUCCUCGCUAUCCUCGGCGAGGGUUCCGUGCUGGCCAAUGCCCAAGUCUCGACCCUGUCAAAAUGGAUGUUCGUCCCGCGCCUUCUCCCUGCGCCGCAGGCUCUGCUACGCCCUUCACGCCCCUCCAGGCUUGAGCCUGCCCAAGGGAGAGUCACCGGCGUCGUGUCCGGCAACGACCGCGAUGCCCUGAACCACAUUGGCGACAUUGUCCUCGACGCCGACUCGUUGAAGGAGUUUGAAGUCCGCUGCGUCGAAAUCGAGCGCAACGACGAAGCACCCGUCGUCAAGGCCCGUGCCUUUGGCUGGCUCACUGCAAACAACAUUCUCGGUGCCCUCUUCGCUCUUGGUAUCCUCAUUCUUGCGGCCAUUUGGCAGGACGGUAUGGCCCUCAUUGCCGUCUGCUGUCUGUCCCUGCUUUCGACUGUCAUUGGUCUCGGCAACAAAUGGACCCUCAAGCUGCCCCAGCGGAGGUUCACCAAGGGCAAGGUUCCUCGCGGCGACGUCGUCAUCCGCCACCCCAAGGGUAGCUUCCUGGUGGUCAGGUGCAGCGAAGACGUCGCCCGCGAGAUCUUUUUCGCGCCGGAGAACAUCGAAUACCUGCUCGAAGACCAGGUGCUGUACCGUCUGCUCGCGCUCGUUGGCUCCCUUCUGCUUAUGGCUGGCGUCAUCAGCCUCGCCAACUGUCAGGUCAAGUCCCAGAUCUGCUUCGCCGCUGCUUACCUGAUUCUUAACGCCACUUACUGGAUCGUCGCCGCCAUCCCUGCUCGCGUCCACUGGAAUACCUCCGCCUUCGAGGUGAAGCCGCAGUGCCUGGGCGAGGCUUGCGCGGAGAACAAGUGGACUGACCAGAACGACUCCUUCACCAAGGCCCUGUUCAAAGCCAUUGUCGCCACCAAGGAGACCGACUGGGUGCAGCUCGGCGACGCGGCCCCACGGACCGAAGUCUGGAACCAGUGGCUACGCGAGGCCAAGGAAGCGGCAAGGUCUGCGGGCGUUGAAUAUGACAAGGAAACCAAGAUGACUGUCUACAAGGUCCCUACAGACUUCGAUCCCCAGACCAGGUUGAGAGACCUUCUCAACAACCCUGAAUACAACGACCAUGUGAUGCAGGCAGCGCAUGUGUGA
Molecule: messenger RNA, 1221 nt
Organism: Diplodia corticola
Lineage: Eukaryota; Fungi; Ascomycota; Dothideomycetes; Botryosphaeriales; Botryosphaeriaceae
Exons: 2
Coding region: 1-1221 (406 amino acids)
Source: RefSeq, a predicted model, not a curated record